This is a messenger RNA of Paralichthys olivaceus (Japanese flounder), 3552 nucleotides long. RefSeq names its product Tax1 (human T-cell leukemia virus type I) binding protein 1b (gene tax1bp1b). Lineage: Eukaryota; Metazoa; Chordata; Actinopteri; Pleuronectiformes; Paralichthyidae. The record is from RefSeq and is a predicted model, not a curated record.
UCUUCCGGAAAUGACGUGUUAUUAUUAUUCCAGGAAGUGGAAGGGGGAAAGCACUGAACUGCGUCAACAAUUGUUUUAAUGAUACACUCGGAUUUUAGCGUCUGUUCAACAUGUCAGCAAGGUACGUUUAAGCCACUACUGAGUGAUUUAUGGAACUGUUCCUGGACGGAACUUUAUUAAGCAACAACAUGGACACGUCAAACUUUGCCCACGUCAUCUUCCAGAAUGUGGGGAAGAGUUACCUGCCACAUGCUGCACUGGAGUGUCACUAUACCCUGACGCAGUUCAUCAGACCACAUCCAAAGGACUGGGUUGGCAUAUUCAAGGUCGGUUGGAGCACAGCGAGGGACUAUUACACAUUCUUGUGGUCCCCUCUUCCUGAGAACUACGUGGAGGGCACCGCAGUCAACAGAACAGUGGUCUUUCAGGGAUAUUAUGUUCCCAAUGACGACGGCGAGUUCUACCAGUUCUGUUACGUGACCCACAAAGGUGAGAUCCGUGGAGCCAGCACGCCAUUCCUGUUUCGUGCCAGCAGCCCCACAGAGGACGAGCUGCUGACUGUGGAGGAUGAAUGCAACUCUGACAUCCUUGUUGUCACCACCAAGGCUGGCUUCCUCGAGCAAAAGGUGGAAGAAGCCCAGAGAGAGAAAGACGAGCUGGUCAAAAAUAUUGCCCUGCUGCAGCAGGAGAAGGAGCAGCUGGAAGCUGAGAAGGAGAGUCUGCUGAAAGAGUGUGAGCAGGAGAGAGAUACGUGUGUCCAGCUGAGAAGAGAGAACCAAGAGGUGCAGAAUUCUUCCCAGGCCCUGCAAGAGGAGAAAGAGGAGGUCAAGAGGAGACUGGAGGAAGCCACAGCCAGAGUCAUACAGCUGGAGGAGGAUCUGAUCGGAGUCACUCAGAAGGGCCUACAAAAGGAAACUGAGCUGGACAGUCUCAAAGACAGAGUGAAGAAACUUACAGCAGAGAAGGAGGCACUUGAUUCUCAUCUCAAGAAUGAGAAAGAUGAGAAGGAACUCUACAAGAUUCACCUGAAAAACCGGGAGCUGGAGAACACUAAGCUGAGUGCAGAGCUACAAAUGCUGAAGUCUGUGGAUGUAAACAAGGAAAACACCAUUGCCCAGUUUAAAGAGGAGGUGGGACGUCUGCAGGCGUGCCUCACUGAGAAGGAGAAGCAGUACAGAGAGAUCCUGGCCAAAGUUUCUCCCCUGGGAGAUAUGAAGGCCUUGAAGGAGCAGCUGCGGCAGAAGGAAGAACAGCUCCAAGCCAACCAGCAGCAGUCCUCGCUGUUAUCCGCUGAGUUGCGGGAUGCCUCUAGGACUCGCGACCGCACCAUGUCUGAACUCUACCACAUGAAGCUGGAGGCCGAUGCCCUUCGCCAGGCCAAGACUGACGCUCAGGCCCAGUGUGUCCUCCUGGAGCGCCUGGUGGAGCAGAUGAAGACAGAGGCCAAGCAGGAAGCAGCCAAAGCAGCAGAAGAGGAGGCUGCUGCAGACCCAGCUGUCUUAGCGGAGCUGCAGAGAGAGGUGGAGGACCUGAAGAUGCGGCUGCACAUGGCUGCUGAACACUAUAAGGAGAAAUACAAGGAAUGUCAGAGACUGCAAAAACAAGUGCUUAAGCUCUCUGAACAGCAAGGGGAGUUGAAGAGAAGCUCAGCACAAGAGAUCACGACAAUCCCUGCAUCAGUGAGCCCAGACACAUCAGUGCCAGGGAGUCCAGGCUCUGCUGAUCCUAUGCUGGAAGCCAUCAUCCAGGAGAAGCUCAAAGGCUUCAGCAGGGAGGCGUCUGACAGAAAUGACAAGUACAGAAAAUGCAAGCAGUUGCUGGGGGAGGAGAAGGAGCGUAGCUGCAUGUUUGCUGAUGAGCUGGCCAAAAUGGAGGUGAAAUUGAAGGAGCAGCUGAAGACCAAUGAAAACCUGAAGUUGCAGCUGGCGGCAGAGGAAGAUCGCUACAAGGGCCAGGUUGCCGAGAAGGGACGGGAGCUGAAGGAACUGAAGGACACACUUGCACUUGUUGUGAAGGAGAAGGAAAAACUGGAAGGGGAGCUCCAGAAGGGCGGCUGCAGCAGGAAGGGAGAUCAGGGGGUCAGUGAGAAAACCAGCUUGGAGAGCAUCCAGUCCAGCGUGCCUUUAUUCCUGCAGUACCCGGUCCCUUACACCCAGGACGCCCCCACCCCCCUGCUGGUCUCUCAGAGCCCCAGCAAGCUGCAGUUUGGGAACCCUUACUCCGCCUCAGACUCGAAAGAUGAGGCAGACGAGGAGUUCUCAGAUGACCAGCUGCUGAGGCUGCCCCCUGUGGGCCCGCCCUCCUGGGACAGCAAUGUGGUGUGCAUCCAACCCACCCGCAACCACAGCCGGCCAGAGGGCCACGAGGAGUCAGAGGAAAAGCAAAACAACAACAACAACGGUAACACCAACGAACAGCCCGCUGCAACUGAGACUCACAGCCCCUUUGUGAGCAAUGGACAGACAGCCUUCUGCUUUGAUCCCAGCGUGGACAUGAAGCGUUGUCCGCUCUGCGAGGUCAUCUUCCCGCCCAACUACGACCAGAGCAAGUUCGAGGAGCACGUGGAGAGCCACUGGAAAAUCUGCCCGAUGUGCAGCGAGCAGUUCCCGCUGGACUGCGACCAGAAGGUGUUUGAGAAUCACGUGCUCACUCACUUCGACGGCCACACGCUUAACUUCGAAUAGAGAAGCGGAAAAAUCUGCACCUUCAGCUCUGCCUACUUCCUGUCAACCACUGAAAUAAAUCAUUCUGCACUCUUUUCUGCAUGUAAUGGUGUGAAGAUCCAGUCUUUAGGACUGUACUGACUUUUCGCUUUUACUUCCACUUAGGAACACUUUGAAGUGAUGUGACAUUUUAAAAUGACAUUUUGAUUCAGUGUACAUUGCAGGGCUACGAAAUCUGUUUGCAAAUUAGAGCAUUUUUUUAUGGGUGGAAGAUUUCCCUUCAUUUGGAUUAGAAGGAUAACUUAGGGGGAUAAGACUGUUCUGUACGUAUAUAUAAAUAUAUAAAAUGACUUUAAAUUGACUCGGCUCUCACAGAUCUGUUAGACUAUAAGAUAUAACGAAUCAGGGAAAGAGAUAAGUGUUUACCAAACUUACAUUUAAAAACAUCAAACCAAAUGCUCCCCCAUUCCCCUUAAACAUCCCUGUACAAGUCAUCUGCUCAGUCUUUAUAGCCUUGGUGCACUAUAUGCAGUCAGGGAGAACUCUUCAGUAAUUACAUCCAGACAUGAUUAUACAGUAUAUGGUCAGAUCAUCUAUUUUAGAAUAUUUAAAGCCAAUGAUAUUGUGAAGCCUUGAUUCUUUGUGUAUAUUGAUUUGUUUUGUUAGGUUUCCUUUAGUUCUGAUUUAAUUUUUUAAUCGGGUUAUUGUGUCCGGACCUGUUAGAACCUUCAUAUCAUCAGCUGAUCAGUGCAUGCUGAGCUUUUGUUAAAGUUCCCCCUUUUCGUUCUUCUCUUUUACAACAUUAAGUUAUUUUAUUCAUAGUAAUGUUUCAUUUGUUGAGUGAGUUCCAUGUAUCUAAUAUGUACUAAUAAAGUCUGUUUGAAACGGA